CUCGACACCCGUUCAGACGCCCUAGUCCGUUUGACCUAUUUUCUCGAAUUCGAAUAGUAGGUAUAGUGAUUAGUUUAGUGAACAACAUAUUAUUAUCACAAUGAAAUAACGCUUCCGCGUAGCGCAAAAACAGUUUUUUUUCACAAAUCCGCCGAUUUAUGCAGCUUUGACACGCUGAAAAAUCGUACGUACUUCAUUACACCGUCUGCCGCGUCCACCCGACCAACCGGGCAGCACUGGUAACAACUACCUACUCAAGACUACCACAUCAUCAAGUAAGUAGGCAUCCACACGCCUUAUUUUACAUAACCGUAUGACCGUGUAUAACCGUAUCGGUAUUUCGAGUAAAGAAAGAGAGAGAGAGAGAGAGAUAUAUUAAUUGUCGAUCGAAGCGUUGGCGCGUGGUUAAUCCUGCACCGAAUUUCCCACGCAAAGCCGAACGGGAGACGAGUAGGUUCUUCAACAUCAACAAUAAUAAUAACAACAACAAUAACAUCGCUGUUGCACAACCACCGCUCGAUCAACGUUACGUUUCGCGAUACAUCCCGUUGCAUCGUAAGCAAUCGCAGACGGAUUUCUUAAUGUCUGGUAUGCAGCCACUGAGUUUGAUUUACAUGCUUGCCGACGAGUAUUAUAUGCUGGCGUUGCCGUACAUGUUCCUAAACAUUAUAAAGGAGGAAAUACCUCGCUGGUUCACCUGGCUACCCAGGCUAAGGAAUUUUGUGAGCCAUAUGAUGUUGAAGACCGCUAAGGCAUAAACCGAACGUCGAGCGGUGCUGAUCAGUACGACGGCAGUGGUGGUGGCGGUGGCUGCUUCUGAGAGCGUGGGAUACUGAGAGACGGUCGUUUUCUCCUCCGCCAACGCGCAUUGGGCAACGCGACUUCGGGACAGAUCAGUUGAGCAACCGCUGUCGACCCGUGCCGCCCUCACUCCACCCGCGGUUACGCAACGCGACGCGUACAUAGACGGCCUCCCUCCACACCACCGGGCGUCACGUCAAACAUGUGCAUGCCCGCGGAUCACGGCGAUGCCGCGGUCAUUUCGUACGUAGAUUUCUUUGCAGCGACGCCGGUACAGCCGCUUCCUCCGACACGACCGCCGUACCAACAUCACCUCACACUUCGACAUCAGCGCCCGAUACCGUUGGCUGUGGUACCGGAAUCGUCUGAAUCGGCACCGGAAAACAACGCCACGACCGUCGCUGUCACACCGAAGCGGGCACAGAGGACUUUGCGUUGCACGUGUCACAACAAAUCGGCGGCCAUGCGAUUGGGCGCGAAACGACACGUGACGGCCACCGACGACGUCACGUUGUCCAUCCGGCUAUUCAUCACGCUGUCCAUCGCUAUCCUGGCAACCAAACUGAUCGCCGACGCCGUGUACUCGACUGGCGUAGACUGCUCCUUGGUGGACAAUCCACACUCGUACAGGGCCAAGAGACAGUUGCCGCCGAUCGAGCAGGGCAACAUGGUGAUUGACAGCAUAUUUCAGAUUCCUAUAAAAACACUCAGCGCCGUCGGGACACUAAUUAAGACUGCCCGUCCUCUGGUGCGCAGGACCCGCGAACGCAUCCAACAGUACUACACGGGCUACCAGCAGCAAUACAGCAACGGCCAGCAGCAAUACAGCAACGGCCAGCAGCAAUACGGCAAUGGUCAGCAGCAAUACGGCAACGGUCUGCAGCAGUACGGCAACAGUCUGCAGCAAUACAACAACGGCCAGCAGUACUACACAAGCGGUAAGAAGCGCUACAGCAUUGGCCGUCUGAACACCGACCAGGAAUUACGCCAGGAUGAUGGAGGAGAAGAGUUCGUUCACCGGCCCAAGCGGACACAGGUGACUUAUCGGGUCAGCAACGAUCAGCCCGAGGGCCGCCACCUAUACAAAUCCGAAGUUUAUUGAUAUCUCCACCGAUUUGUAACGAAAUACGAUGAGUUUUGUUACGAAUCGGUGCUCGGAUGUCCAGUAAUGGUGUUCCUCUCUAUUAUUGCUCAGAUCGCUGACUUACAUGUAUUAGAGAUGGCUGCGCACAUUUUGUAUAUAAUCCAUUGAAAAAAUCAAAUGCUUACUACAUAUAUACAUUUCAUGUUAUGAAGUGUCACACCUACAAUAUUAUACCGUAUAUAUAUAUAUAUAUAU
This is a messenger RNA of Acyrthosiphon pisum (pea aphid), 2140 nucleotides long. RefSeq lists its product as uncharacterized. The transcript has 2 exons. Bases 1004 to 1903 code for a protein of 299 amino acids. NCBI's taxonomy places the organism in Eukaryota, Metazoa, Arthropoda, Insecta, Hemiptera, Aphididae. The record is from RefSeq and is a predicted model, not a curated record.